AUGGCCUACGAGAUCAUUGACAACGUUGCGGCUGAAGGGGUUCCGUACUAUACACCAGCUCAAGAUCCCCCAGCUGGCACUUCUUCAGACGGCUCAACUAAACUUUUUACACCCAUCACCAUCCGUGGUGUUACAUUCCCAAACCGUCUCUUUCUUGCCCCUCUCUGUCAAUACUCUGCCAAAGAUGGAUAUGCCACUGAUUGGCAUUUGACUCACCUCGGAGGCAUUCUCCAAAGAGGUCCUGGAAUGUCCAUGGUUGAGGCUACCGCUGUACAAGACCAUGGCCGCAUCACGCCCCAGGAUGUCGGUCUCUGGGAGGACGGCCAGAUCGAACCUCUCAAGCGCAUUACCACUUUCGCGCACAGCCAAAGCCAGAAGAUCGGUAUUCAGCUUUCGCAUGCCGGUCGCAAGGCCAGUUGUGUGUCUCCUUGGCUGAGCAUCAAUGCCGUUGCGACUAAGGAAAUGGGUGGUUGGCCAGACAACAUUGUCGCUCCCUCAGCAAUCCCACAAGAAGAUGGGGUGAACCCAGUUCCCAAAGCUUUCACCAAGGCGGAUAUUGAGCAACUCAAGAGCGACUACGUGGAAGCUGCCAAGAGAGCCAUUCGUGCAGGUUUUGAUGUCAUCGAGAUUCACGCUGCUCACGGAUACCUCCUCCACCAGUUCUUGAGUCCGGUCGCCAAUCAAAGAACUGAUGAGUAUGGCGGCAGCUUCGAGAACCGUAUUAGAGUUGUCUUGGAAAUCCUAGAUCUCAUCCGCGCUGCCAUUCCCGAAACCACACCUAUUCUCGUCCGUGUCAGUGCAACUGACUGGUUUGAGUUUGACUCUGAGUUCAAGGAUGAGUUCCCUGAGAGUUGGACUGUUGAGCAAACUUGUCAACUUGCAAAGAUCUUGCCAAAGCACGGCGUCGACUUGGUGGAUGUCAGCUCAGGUGGUAUCCAUCCCAAGUCUGCCAUCGCUAUCAAAGCUGGUCCUGCUUACCAGGUUGACCUCGCCAAACAGGUAAAAAAGGCCGUGGGCGAUAGUGUACUUGUUUCAGCUGUCGGUGGAAUCAAGACUGGACAACUUGCCGAGGAGGUUUUGCAAUCUGGUAUCGAUAUUGUGAGAGCUGGACGUUGGUUCCAACAGAACCCAGGCCUUGUUAAAGCCUUUGCUAACGAGCUUGGUGUGGAAGUCAAGAUGGCGAACCAAAUUGAUUGGAGCUUCAAGGGUCGUGGAAAGAAUGGAACUAAGAAGUCUUCAUAG
Molecule: messenger RNA, 1242 nt
Organism: Fusarium venenatum
Lineage: Eukaryota; Fungi; Ascomycota; Sordariomycetes; Hypocreales; Nectriaceae
Cellular component (GO): intracellular anatomical structure
Molecular function (GO): FMN binding; NADP binding; NADPH dehydrogenase activity
Source: RefSeq, a predicted model, not a curated record